CCCCUAUUGUCUUCCACUUCUCUCGCAAUUGAUGCUCUGGGAACUCUCUGCACUCACAUUUCCCUCAUAUUCCCUACUUUGUUGCUGAGCAACAGCAACAAGCCCAGCCACCUGCCCCAUGUACGAUAUCGGUAGCACUAGUGCUAUCGGGUCCACCGCCAGCUCCAUGAGGGACCGACUACUCCAAGGUAUUCCAGGACCGCAACAGGUUCUGAAAGCCAUAACGGGCACAUUGGGUGUCUCUUCGCUCUCAGCGUCAGAUCACUCAUCGUCCGAGACGACUUUCCGGCAAUGUCCCGGGACCGAAGUGAGCUGUAAAGCCAAUUAUCAUGGCCAAGAUACAUGCUGCUUCAACUACCCGGGUGGACAGAUGUUGCAGACCCAAUUCUGGGAUGCUGAUCCGGCCAUUGGACCGGCUGACUCCUGGACGAUUCAUGGACUCUGGCCAGACCACUGCAACGGCGGCUUCGAUCAGUACUGCGACUCCAAAAGACGGUACAGCAAUAUUUCGUUGAUCCUGGUCGACUCCGGCCGGGGUGAUUUACUGGACUACAUGAGCGACUUCUGGAAGGACUUCAGGGGCGAUGAUGCGAAUCUCUGGGAACAUGAGUGGAACAAACACGGCACUUGUGUCAGUACCCUGGAGACUCACUGCUACGCCGACUACUACCCGCAACAAGAGGUGGUAGACUACUUCGACCGGACAGUCGAUCUCUUCCGAACCCUGCCUACUUACGAGACCCUCGCCAAAGCUGGCAUCACCCCCUCCUACACGCAAACCUACACCCGCGAUGCGAUUGAGGAUGCUCUGUCCAAAGCUCACGGUGCCGAGGUCACCAUCCGGUGCCGACACCAGGCUCUCAACGAAGUCUGGUACUACUUCAACGUCGCCGGUGCACUGCAGACAGGGAAAUUCGUGCCAUCUGACCCAGAUGGCCAAAUAUCCAACUGCCCCCGCAGCGGCAUCCACUACAUCCCCAAAACGCCCCGCAACGGUCACGAGCCCACCAAGACGUCCCGCGGACCAGCCGAGCCGACCUCUCCGGGCGUGCCCUUUGCCGGAAAAGGCAACCUCAUGAUCUCGACCCUAGGCCAGAAACGAGGCUGCAUCAUCAGUCGCGGCGCGUGGUUCAGCUCGGGAACCUGUGCAACCUUUACGGCCAACAAGGCCUCUGAUGACACCAUCACCCUGAAAUCCAGCAAGGGAGAAUGCGGCUUCUCUCAUGAUGUCUUCACCUGCGGUGGUUACAUCAAAUCUCCUACGGAGUUUACUGUCGAAGACGGCAUGCUCGCCUACAACGGCAACACAACCUUCUUCGCAGACAAAGCGCCCAAAGGCCCAACCAAGAGCAAGAUCUUCGCGACAGAAGAGGAUCAUCCUCUCGAGCUAUCCAUCACCUGGAGGGAGGCCUAAUCGUCCUCCUCCCCGUUCUCGGAUAUCAUCCUCACUGAUUUAUACACGCAUAGUAGAACCAGCCCUGUUUUCAUAUCUUUAUCACAUAUAGAGUGUAUUACAUGCAUGCAUUUGCUUGACUUACUGCUUACGACAUACUACUAACCACAUUGGACACUGCACUGUCAGCUACACAUAUCAGAUAUAACCAUCUAUACACACAAGAAGAAUAGAAUACCAUUCCGUCCAAG
Molecule: messenger RNA, 1644 nt
Organism: Aspergillus ibericus CBS 121593
Lineage: Eukaryota; Fungi; Ascomycota; Eurotiomycetes; Eurotiales; Aspergillaceae
Product: T2 family ribonuclease
Exons: 6
Coding region: 119-1414 (431 amino acids)
Biological process (GO): RNA catabolic process
Cellular component (GO): extracellular region
Molecular function (GO): ribonuclease T2 activity; RNA binding
Source: RefSeq, a predicted model, not a curated record